Peromyscus eremicus (cactus mouse) is the source of this 1918-nucleotide messenger RNA. It is a transcript of the gene Ccn1, whose product is annotated as cellular communication network factor 1. Bases 175 to 1311 code for a protein of 378 amino acids. Gene Ontology annotation, biological process: signal transduction. NCBI's taxonomy places the organism in Eukaryota, Metazoa, Chordata, Mammalia, Rodentia, Cricetidae. Gene Ontology annotation, cellular component: extracellular region. The record is from RefSeq and is a predicted model, not a curated record. The transcript is spliced from 5 exons. Gene Ontology annotation, molecular function: protein binding.
CGCCUCAGAGAAGCGCGUGCAACCUCUGUGCCUCCUCCGCCAGAACCUCGAGAGAAGGACGCCCGCAGCCUCGGCCCUAGCCUCACCGCGCUCCCGGAGCAUCCGAUCCCGCUGCUCACCGCCUUGUCGGCUUCCGUGUCGCUGCGCUCGUCCCGGCUCUUUCUGCGCGCCACAAUGAGCUCCAGCACCGCCAGGGCGCUCGCUGUCGCCGUCACCCUUCUCCACUUGACUAGGCUGGCACUCUCCACCUGCCCCGCCGCCUGCCACUGCCCUCUGGAGGCGCCCAAGUGCGCCCCGGGAGUCGGGUUGGUCCGGGACGCCUGUGGCUGCUGUAAGGUCUGCGCCAAGCAACUCAAUGAGGACUGCAGCAGAACGCAGCCCUGCGACCACACCAAGGGGCUGGAAUGCAAUUUCGGCGCCAGCUCCACCGCUCUGAAAGGGAUCUGCAGAGCUCAGUCAGAAGGCAGACCCUGUGAAUAUAACUCUAGAAUCUAUCAGAAUGGCGAAAGCUUCCAGCCCAACUGUAAACAUCAGUGCACAUGUAUUGAUGGCGCCGUCGGCUGCAUUCCUCUGUGUCCCCAAGAGCUGUCUCUCCCCAAUCUGGGCUGUCCCAACCCCCGGCUGGUGAAAGUCAGUGGGCAGUGCUGUGAGGAGUGGGUCUGUGAUGAAGACAGUAACCUCAAGGACUCCCUGGACGACCAGGAUGACCUCCUUGGAUUUGAUGCCUCAGAGGUAGAGUUGACGAGGAAGAAUGAGUUAAUUGCAGUUGGAAAAGGCAGCUCACUGAAGAGGCUUCCUGUCUUUGGCACCGAACCGCGAGUCCUUUACAACCCUCUGCAUGGCCAGAAAUGCAUCGUUCAGACAACCGCAUGGUCCCAGUGCUCCAAGAGCUGCGGAACUGGCAUCUCCACACGAGUUACCAACGACAACCCAGAGUGCCGCCUGGUGAAAGAGACCCGGAUCUGUGAAGUGCGUCCUUGUGGACAACCGGUGUACAGCAGCCUGAAAAAGGGCAAGAAAUGCAGCAAGACCAAGAAAUCCCCAGAACCAGUAAGGUUUAAUUAUGCAGGAUGCUCCAGUGUGAAGAAAUACAGGCCCAAAUACUGCGGCUCCUGCGUGGAUGGCCGCUGCUGCACACCUCUGCAGACCAGGACCGUGAAGAUGCGGUUCCGAUGUGAAGAUGGGGAGAUGUUUUCCAAGAAUGUCAUGAUGAUUCAGUCUUGCAAAUGUAACUACAACUGCCCACACCCCAACGAGGCAUCAUUUCGCCUCUACAGCCUGUUCAAUGACAUCCACAAGUUCAGGGACUAAAUGCCUCCUUGGUUCCUAGUGUGGGGUGGAUAGAGGAGGGGUAUGAGCAUCAUGGAGACAUGGGUGGGGUGGUGGGGUGAAGGGGCUCAUUGUAGAAGGGAUGCCUUGCUCAUCAUUGAGUAGCAUUAAGGUAUUUCAAAACUGCCAAGGGGGCUGGUGUGGACGGACAAGAAUGCAGCCGCAGUUGGGGAAUACUUCGCUUCAUAGUAUUGGAGCACGUGUUAAUGCUUCAUUUUGGAGCGUGUCGUGUGGAUGACGUUCUGUUUUCUGUUUGUAAAUUAUUUGCUAAGUGUAUUUUUUGCUCUAGAUCUUUUUUUCCCCCCUUUUGGUUCUACAAUUGUAAUAGAGAUAAAAAGAUUAGUUGGGCUGCGUGAAAGCCUUGUUUGUCCUCUGACAGAAGUCAAUGAAAGGGCCUCUCAUUCCUUCCUGGGGGAGGGGGACACUCUGUGAGUGUCUGAGAGGCAGCUACCUGCACUCUAAACUGCAAACAGAAACCAGGUGUUUUAAGACUGAAUGUUUUUUAUUUAUCAAAAUGUAGCUUUUGGGGAGGGAGGGGAAAUGUAAUACUGGAAUAAUUUGUAAAUGAUUUUAAUUUUAUAUCAGUGAA